ACUCCCUUCUCUCUCUGGCCGUUGUGUUGGCCUAUUCAACUUCACCUUCGUCAAACCCCCCCUCACCUCCCAAACUCUGAAACUCCCUUCUUUUUUCUUAUAUAAACCCUUGUUUUUCACUUUUUCACAAGUCAUAAACAAAGUUUAUCCAUCUUUAGUCUUCUCUUUAGGUUUGGAGAAAGUAAAAAAAGAAAGAAAGAAAAUUCAAUGGAUUGCUUGGUCUUGCCUGUUUCAAUCUUCAGAAGGCGAUCCUCGGGUUCACGGUUAGGCUACCGACCUCUGACGGAGGAGUUGGACAGGCCGGUGACCGUAGUGGUUGGGAAGGAAAAGAGGGAGUUUCUGGUUGACCCUUUUGUGUUAGAAGAGAGUCCGUUCAGGGUUUUGAUCGAUUCGAUGAAGAAGGAUGCUGGGACAAAUGGGGAGGAGGAGGAGAAGAAGAAGAAGAAUAGGGUGAUUUUUGUAGACGUGGAUGCUAUAUUGUUUGAACACCUGCUCUGGUUGAUGUACAAUGAUUGUUCCUCUCUGUUUCAGCUUAAUCUCGAGGAGAUUAUUGACUUCUAUGCUCAGGAUUGUUAGAAGCAAGAAAUUACUUCUGCUGAUUUCAUGAAUUCUUCAACCACCAUUGUACUCUUAAUCUUUUGUAACACUUACCCAAACAUACAAUAUAUAAUACAUUUAUAUUACAUAA
Rubroshorea leprosula is the source of this 688-nucleotide messenger RNA. NCBI's taxonomy places the organism in Eukaryota, Viridiplantae, Streptophyta, Magnoliopsida, Malvales, Dipterocarpaceae. The record is from the annotation of a GenBank genome assembly.